Molecule: messenger RNA, 1807 nt
Organism: Syzygium oleosum
Lineage: Eukaryota; Viridiplantae; Streptophyta; Magnoliopsida; Myrtales; Myrtaceae
Product: sulfoquinovosyl transferase SQD2
Exons: 11
Coding region: 16-1596 (526 amino acids)
Biological process (GO): sulfolipid biosynthetic process; glycolipid biosynthetic process
Cellular component (GO): chloroplast envelope
Molecular function (GO): UDP-sulfoquinovose:DAG sulfoquinovosyltransferase activity
Source: RefSeq, a predicted model, not a curated record
AUAACACACCCCAGCAUGUCCCUUUCUCUCUCCAUACCCCCAACUCUCUCUCCUCUUUCCCUCCCUCCUCACCGCCCCUGCCCCUGCCCUGCUCCUCCUCCUCCUCCUCCUUGUUGUUCGGUUCCCUCCGCGAGAUCCAGACCCAUUAGCCUGUUCGCUCGGCCCGCGAAGCCAGAGGGUUGGGGGAGCAGCAGCAGCAGCAGCAGCAGCGGCAGCCGGAGGAGGAGGAGGAGGAGAGAGGUUCUUGCCAGGAUGACCAUCAGCGAGCUCAGGAACGAGGAGGAGGAGGAGGACAAGGAGGAGGAGGAGGAGGAGGAGGAGGAGGAGGUCCCCCCUCCUUUGCUCGAUUCGGAGAACAACUCGAGGCCUCGCCGGAUUGCGCUCUUCGUCGAGCCUUCCCCUUUCGCAUAUGUAUCAGGCUACAAAAAUCGGUUUCAGAAUUUUAUCAAGUAUUUGCGUGAAAUGGGAGAUGAGGUGAUGGUUGUGACUACACAUGAAGGAGUACCUGAUGAAUUUUAUGGGGCUAAGUUGAUCGGAUCACGGAGCUUUCCUUGUCCUUGGUAUCAGAAGGUUCCUCUUUCCCUGGCCCUCAGUCCUAGAAUAAUUUCAGAGGUUGCGAAAUUCAAGCCAGACAUCAUCCAUGCAUCGUCACCUGGCAUAAUGGUAUUUGGUGCGCUUGCCAUUGCAAAAAUGUUAUGUGUUCCCAUAGUUAUGUCUUACCAUACUCAUGUCCCAGUUUACAUACCAAGGUACACAUUUAGUUGGCUGGUGCAACCCAUGUGGCUGGUAAUAAAAUUUCUUCACAGAGCAGCUGAUCUGACUUUGGUGCCAUCGGCUGCAUUAGGGAAGGAACUCCAAGCUUACAGAGUCACGACAGCAAACAAGAUCCGACUUUGGAAUAAGGGUGUUGAUUCGGAAAGCUUCCACCCUCGUUUCCGUUCUCAAGAAAUGCGAUAUAGACUGAGCAACGGUGAACCUGAGAAACCAUUGAUAGUUCAUGUUGGAAGACUUGGGGUUGAGAAGAGCUUGGAUUUUCUUAAAAGGGUGAUGGACAGGCUCCCUGAUGCACGGAUUGCUUUCAUUGGUGAUGGACCCUACAGGGAGGAACUGGAAAGGAUGUUCUCUGGGAUGCCGGCAGUAUUCACCGGGAUGCUACAAGGUGAAGAGCUAUCCCAGGCGUAUGCAAGUGGCGACGUAUUCAUGAUGCCUUCGGAAUCCGAGACGCUUGGCCUCGUUGUUCUGGAGGCCAUGUCCUCGGGUCUUCCUGUGGUGGCGGCUCGCGCCGGAGGGGUCCCGGACAUCAUCCCUCCGGAACAGGAUGGGAAAACCAGUUUCCUCUUCAAUCCUGGAGACCUAGAUGACUGCUUGAGCAAACUCGAGCCUCUUCUGCAGAACUGUGAGUUGAGAGAAACCAUCGGUAAGGCUGCUCGUAAGGAGAUGGAACAGUACGAUUGGAGGGCGGCCACACGCAAAAUCCGCAACGAGCAAUACAAUGCGGCCAUCUGGUUUUGGCGCAAGAAGAGGGCGCAGCUGCUCAGGCCAAUUCAGUGGCUAGCGAAACGGCUCUUUCCGUCGCCGGAAGCGACGUACAGGUGAUGAUGAUGACCGCGAUGAUGCCUCAGUUGUAACGUUUGCAUUUGUGACACUCUGAAGAAGGCAUUUGAUCUGUCUGGUGAUGUAUCCGUAGUGUCCUUUUGUUUGGGAUAUGUUCAUUUGUUGUAUAAUGGGGGGGGGGGGGGGCGACCAUAAAGUCGUGGUCAUUUGUGACAUCAAAAUUUAUCAACAAGGAUGUCAUCUCAGUUUGCAA